This is a messenger RNA of Puccinia triticina, 1692 nucleotides long. RefSeq lists its product as uncharacterized. Lineage: Eukaryota; Fungi; Basidiomycota; Pucciniomycetes; Pucciniales; Pucciniaceae. The transcript has 5 exons. The record is from RefSeq and is a predicted model, not a curated record. The coding region runs from base 1 to 1692 and encodes 563 amino acids.
AUGGCCCAACAACCUCCCAGCAGUGGAUUCAAGCUCAAGCUCAAACUCACCGGACCACCACCACAACAACAACAACAGCCGCACCAGCACACCCACCCAGCCCGCCAGCAUCCGACUGCCCAUCCUACUCGGAGAUACCCGGAGGAGGACGAACAGGAGGACCAGCUGGCCUCAUCAGAUAUGGUUGGCGCCGACGAAGACGACGACGAGGAGCAGGACGAGGCCGAGGAAGAGGAGAACGGGGCGUAUGCGGACCAGGACGGACUACCACACCAACAACAAGCUGCUCAAGCUCCUCAGCCGGUCAUCAUCAAGCGGCCAGCAAAGUCCAAAAACCCCCCGUCGAACAGCAACACCCACAUCACUGUACCCGCCCAUAGCACCAAUCCACCCGCCAAGAAACGCAAGACAAACUCCCAACCGACAGCCAUCCGUGGCCACCAUCUCACCACCGAUCAGGACCACGGCGAGUCCGAGCUGAGCUCCUACACCUCCGACCAGGCUCACCAAGUGGCGCCCAGAUCGAGAACGAUCAAAAUCACCAACCCGUCCAUCAACCCGAAAUCCAAGGCGAAAACCAAUCUUGUGCCUCUCACCGAUGCCGAACUACUCUCAGCCGCCGCCGGCCCGCAAUACCCAGCCCAACAAGUUCCAUCCCCCGGAGAAGCCGCCCCCCCUGCUGCUGCCACUGCCGGCCCUGGCAAGUCUUCGAAAGUGGGUGCACUCAUGCCUGGCGCGAAGAAGAAGAAAGCGGCGGAGGGCUCCAAGAAGCGUGCUAUCUCUGCCAAUCCCUCUGCUGCCCUGGCCACGGCCCCAGCAUCCAGCAUAAACCCACCCCAGCCUGCGCUCAUCUUGCGAUCUAAUCAACCUGUGGCCCCUGCAGCGAAGGCGCCAGGCAAAGCUAAAACCAAGAAAGGCUCUAAGCUUAGCCAAGCGAAAACCCACGAUCCAUUCGAGCCCACCCCACUCCCAUCAGGAGUAGCCACGCCGAUCAACCGGCCGCCGCCGGGCCCGAGGCCAGAACACGACUACACCCUCGGGCCCCCACCCCCGCCCCCGGUGCCUGCCCUCAAACUCUUCCCCGUCGGCCCCGCUCCACGAGCUCAGGGCCAGUUCUUGCCCGCCCAAGUGCUCGAAAAACGCACCCCGAGGGUCCGCUCUUGGAGGAAAAUCAGAAGAGAGGUCGUCGGCGUCUCCGGUAUCCCCUUCUGGAUCUGGACUUAUGCUGGCGAUGAGCACUCCGAUUAUGCCAUUGCAAAGCAACAUCAACUCACUCAAGUUGUGGCUACACCGAGCUUACAUCUAUCCAACCAAGAACCCCAAUACUUUCCACCCACCCAACCAUCCAGACCAGCAUCAGUGGCAUCCUCGCACGCCAAGCCCUCGCCGAUCAGGAGCUCGAGCGGGCCAUCGAGGGCCAAGUACAUCGCCAACGAGCCCUCCUCUGGCAGCCUGGGGGGGCCGGUCUUACCGGCGAGUUUCAGACGGCCGCCGAUGUCGAUCGGGAGUCCGUUGAACGGCAAGGCUGGCGUCGACCAUGUCGCCCGUGGUAGUACUGCUGGCAAACCUUCUUCGGCCAACUCAGGAGAGCGACAAUCUUCUGCUAAGACGUCAAAUCCAAGCCAACAAUCACUGGCCAGCAACCCACAUGGCCCAUUGAUCCAACUCCCUCAACUAGCUGUACCCAAGUGA